AUGCCAGUUAUCCUCAACCUCCAUAUUUGUCUAGACGAUGCCGCUUUUCAUUUGAAUAAUCCCUUUUUUGCCAAAUUGCCUGAAGCUUAUGCGAUUUUCGAUCCAAUUGUUAAUGUAAUGCCAAUUAUCCCUCUGUUCUUUUUUUUAUUAGCCUUUGCUUGGCAAGCUGCCGUAAGUUUUCGAUAA
Cryptomeria japonica (Japanese cedar) is the source of this 186-nucleotide messenger RNA. The record is from the annotation of a RefSeq genome assembly. Lineage: Eukaryota; Viridiplantae; Streptophyta; Pinopsida; Cupressales; Cupressaceae.